UUUCUAUGGUUCUAUCGUCUGUCAUUAGAGUUCUACCCGCGUUUAAAAUAUACUAGCCGUGGUCAGCAUCAAGAUUCUCUUAAUAUAUUUGUGAUUCCUGAAGAACCAUCCAAUUUUAGGGUUUGAGGUAGAUUCUGUUCUCCCUUAUAUUCUGUUAUUAUAUUUGUGAUUCCUGAAGAGCCAUCCAAUUUUUAGGGUUCGAGGUAGUCUCUGUUAUCCCCCAUAUUCCUGAUUUCUGAGAGUCCCUGAUUUCUGAGAGUUUGAGGGUGCGAGAUGGGCACAAGAAUAAGGGAGAAUUAUAGGAACCCUUGCAUUACCAUGCACCAGCCAUGGGCCUCGCUACUCGUUCAUGGUAUCAAGCGUAUUGAAGGGAGAUCAUGGCCGGCGCCUAUCAGAGGGCGCCUUUGGAUUCAUGCUGCUGCAAAAGUUCCUGACCCAGCAACGAUACAAGCAAUGGAGGACUUCUACAGGGAGAUAUACGCAAUGAAUGGAAUUGCAGGCCUGAAAUUUCCAGAACACUAUCCAGUUUCUCAUCUUCUAGGCUGUGUUGAUGUAGUUGGAUGUGUCAAGUGUGAAGAACUGGUCAGCUGGGAGGAACUACCAGAAGGGGUACGUCUUGAAGGGCAAACAGACUUCUGUUGGCUUUGUGAGAAUCCCCAGAAACUAUUAAUCCCAUUUGAGAUGAGAGGGUAUCAAGGUGUCUAUAAUUUAGAAAGGAAGAUCUUUGACGCAGCAGUAAGAGGUCUUUGUGCUGUCAGUGGUCCCCUACCAGUAAAAUUUCCACUUCCAGAUGCUUCAGAUCCUUAUUCACUGAAACCGGGCUCUCGUGCUUCAUAUUUAAAUGGAUCUAAAACACCUGCAUUGAAAAAACCUCCAAGUCUUGAUGCCGCGAUCGCUGGUGCUAGGGCUGCUGCUACUCAAUUUAAGAAGGAACCAAGCAGGAGUGUUCCCCAAAACCAAAAUGGAGUCAUUAGGAGACGCAGCAAUCGCAACCUCAAUGAAUCAGGUGAAGCCAAUAAGAAUUUAGUUAGGGAAGAGGAGUUCCCAGUGGAUCAUAACAGAAAUUUGAAUCAAAACCAGACUGGAUUUAUCAGAAGAGGAAGUGGUUACAAUAUUUGUGAAACAAGCCAACCAAAUAAGAAUAUAAGUGAGGACAAUUUUAAUGAAUCAAGCCAAGUCGAUAAGAACAGACAUGUGGAGGAAGAGUUCUUAGAGGAGCAAAGCAGGAAUACCAACCAAAACCGAGCCGGAUGUAUUAAAGGGGCUUCCAGUUAUAGUCCAGAAACAUCAAGUCGAGCCAAAAUCAGAGUUACGGAAAUGUACCCAAGGUUACAUCCAAGACAAGUAAGGUUGACUAAGGAGGUUCCAGGGGUCCUCAGGGAAUCAUCUGGCUUAAGUACUGCAGGUGGAAAAGCUCAGUUGGGAGAUUUGUCCUACAAGGCUGAAGAUGGGAAAUGCCCUUCAUAUCGAGUUGCAGAUGAAAGAGCAUUCAACCAAGGUGUCAAUAGAAAUCCAAAUGAGUUUCCUGAAUCUUCUUCAUAUAAGAUAUUUGCGGCUGCAGUUAAAGGCCUUAGACCAGCAUGAGUCUCCAUUUACUCCUCGGGGGAACUAAGAUACUGCCAAUGAUCUUGUUGUAUUAUUUAACUCAUGGUUGGGUUCUUCUUAGAAUGAGGUUGGCAUUUGGGAAGCGUGCGAUAUCCAGAUAACCUAUCAUUUGGGAAUGACAUUUAUUUGGCUCAAGUGUGCCAUCUAUCAAUCGUCGACUUCCAAAGGGAAAGGAUCAGCGAUCCCGUUGCAGAUCUCAUUGAUUGCUUGUCGAAAACUCCCUAAGAAAGAGUAACAGCAGAAGAAGUUGUAGCUUCUUGGUUAAUUUCUGUACAGUUUUUCAUUUGUUUUAUUUUAAUUCCAUGAAAGGCCAUGAAGCUGAUCGGUUUGUGAAUGGAUGCUCUGCAAAUUUAUCAGGAUACCAGUAAGAAGGCGGUGUAUGCAUGGGUUGUACUACUUACUGUCAAACAUUUGUAAAAUUUGUUCCAACUAUUUAAUUUGCAUUAGAGAGGUUUGUUUUUAUUGGA
Messenger RNA from Amborella trichopoda, 2072 nucleotides. Its product is annotated as RNA-binding ASCH domain protein. The record is from RefSeq and is a predicted model, not a curated record. NCBI's taxonomy places the organism in Eukaryota, Viridiplantae, Streptophyta, Magnoliopsida, Amborellales, Amborellaceae.